Rotaria sp. Silwood1 is the source of this 639-nucleotide messenger RNA. Lineage: Eukaryota; Metazoa; Rotifera; Eurotatoria; Philodinida; Philodinidae. The record is from the annotation of a GenBank genome assembly.
AUGCAUACAGGUGCAUCCGGAUGUGGAAAAUCAACAAUUAUUCAACUCCUGGAACGAUUCUAUGAUGUUACAAGUGGUCAAAUACUUCUUGAUGGCAUCGAUAUUCGACAACUAAACCUUCAGUGGAUUCGUUCUCAUCUCGGACUCGUCAGUCAAGAACCAAUUUUGUUCGAUUUAACAAUUGCUGAAAAUAUAGCAUAUGGUUUAGAAAAUGUUCCAAUGGAAGAUAUUAUCAAUGCAGCAAGUAGAGCUAAUAUUCAUCAAUUUAUUGAAGAAUUGCCUCAGGGUUAUGAAACAAAAGUAGGAAUGAAAGGGAGGUUUCUGUCUGGUGGUGAGAAACAACGUGUUGCUAUUGCUCGAGUUCUUCUUCGUCAACCUAAAGUAUUGCUCUUAGAUGAAGCCACAAGUGCCAUGGAUUCACAAAAUGAACAAAUUGUACAAGAAGCUCUUGAGCAAGCUCGAACAGAAGAUCCUAGUCGAACAUCACUUACGAUUGCUCAUCGUCUUUCAACUAUUCGUUCAUGUGACUUGAUUUAUGUACUAGAUAGAGGACAUAUAGUGGAACAUGGUACUCAUGCCGAAUUGGUACAACGACGUGAAGCUUAUUAUAAAAUGCUUGAUCAAAACACUUUACAAUGA